Messenger RNA from Rotaria sp. Silwood1, 498 nucleotides. NCBI's taxonomy places the organism in Eukaryota, Metazoa, Rotifera, Eurotatoria, Philodinida, Philodinidae. The record is from the annotation of a GenBank genome assembly.
AUGUUUGCCUUACUAUUGAUACUUUAUCUUGUUCUUGCAUAUUUUUCUCAUGAGUCAUUCGAACAACAACUAUUACUAUAUACUUUGAAUUAUUAUCGAUCAUCGGUUAUAGGUCAUCAAACAGGUACCAUCAAUCUUAUUGUUUCAGUACUACAUGAUUGUAGUGUAACACCAAAUAAUUUAUUUAAUCGAACCACAACUGCUUGUCUUUAUUUAUCAGGAGCAAAUACUGGUAUUUGCUCAUUGUGGUUUACAAAUAUGUGCCUGGAUGGAAAAAGUUGUACCACAAAAAUUAUUAAAAAUACACUUAGUGAUGAAUUUGCUGAAAAUAUUGCAAAGGAAUUAAAUAAAACUUGGGCUAAUAAACCAUUUUUAUUGUUACUCAAUGAAAACAUAUUAAAAAUUAAUGCUCUGCAACCAGAAUUACCAAAUAACAUGCGAACAUCAUCAAGUCGACUUAACCAUACGAAGAAAUAUGCACAAGCUACUAUUGAUUGA